AUGGGAGAUAAGAGUAGGUUAGGACUUCUCGUUUUAUUGAGUGGAUCCAUUGUCACUCGCUCUCAUACAAAUCUCACCCGAACCGCUCAUCCAGGCAGAGCCAUAUCAAUCCUAACCUCCACUCUUCCCGACUUUUUCAAGCUUGGUCUUGUCACAAGAUUUGACGCUAGCGUAUCGUCAUCCCCCUUUGCGUUCGUCGAAGCCGUACAACCAUCUCCUGAUUUGAUCUAUGCGAGGCAUAUCAGGUUUAGGUACGCUCCGCCGGGAAACGAGGGCGUCAUGCCCAAGGUUUUACAAAUAGAAGGUCUUCCGUUGUAUUUUGCCUCGGCGGCGAUCGUCCGAACGUCUCUAAACGCGCUGUAUAGCGAUAUGCACGUUGCGCUCAGUUCGGUCGAGGUUUCCACUCUAGGUGUUCGUGAGCGGGAGAUAAAGAUUGGGCUGAUUGUGUCCGGCUCGAGUAGGGUGGGUGGUGGGAAUGCCGAGUGGGAUAUAUUCAACGCCGCAGUGAUCAUGCCUUAUACUGUUCGUCCUGUCACACCCGCCGACCGACCCGUCCUCUCGCGUAUCUGUCUUUUAACAGGCGACGCAGGUCAAUCUGCAGAGGGAGAAUACCACUAUUCCGAGCUUCUCGGUCUGGUCUACGCUGAGCCGUAUGCCGUAGUCGAGCCCCAUUUCGGAUUUGUCCUGGUCGAUAACGUCUCCGGGGACGUGGUUGGCUAUGUAAUCGGUACCACUGAUACGAGGGCAUUCGAACGAAACAUUGAGAACGAUUGGUACAAGGGAUUGAGGGGGAAAUAUACCAAAGACCCCUACCCUCAAGGCUCGACAUCCUCAGAUAAACAUAUGAUAAACUUGAUACAUAAUCCCGAUACGGCUCCGGACGAAAUAAUUGCUGUUUCUCAAGCGCAUAUUCAUAUCGACCUUUUACCUGCCGCCCAGGGCCAAGGAUGGGGAACCAAGCUCAUGGGAAAAGCGGUAGAGUACCUGAAGAGCCAAGGAAACGACUCAUUGUUUGUUGGAAUUGACUCGAGAAACGCUCGCGCCCGAUCAUUUUACCUUGCAAUCGGGUUCGAGGGUGUGAAAACUGCUCAUGGAGAAUAUUUCCGACUUGGAUUUGAUCAAUGGCGGUAUUGA
Rhizoctonia solani is the source of this 1134-nucleotide messenger RNA. RefSeq names its product GNAT family acetyltransferase. Lineage: Eukaryota; Fungi; Basidiomycota; Agaricomycetes; Cantharellales; Ceratobasidiaceae. The transcript is spliced from 4 exons. The coding region runs from base 1 to 1134 and encodes 377 amino acids. Gene Ontology annotation, molecular function: beta-N-acetylglucosaminidase activity; acyltransferase activity, transferring groups other than amino-acyl groups. The record is from RefSeq and is a predicted model, not a curated record. Gene Ontology annotation, biological process: glycoprotein metabolic process.